ACCGUUACUUAAAACUUGACAACUGAAGAAACUGCGUCUUCUUCUUCGUUCUUCUUCUGCUUCUCUCUCUCUCUCUCUCUCUCUCUCUUGUUCUGAGCUUCUAAUUCGGAUGGAAGCUCUAGCUAUUUCAACCGUCUUAGCUCGUCCUACUCCCUCUUCCAAUGGAAGCUUCUUCUCCGGUUCCAGAUCUAGGUCUCAGCUGCGCCUCCGCCGUGGGACGCUUAGAUGCACUGCUCAAUCUCUUCCUCUAGUGGACAAUGCAGCGACAUUCAUAGAGGCUUCGAAGUUGGGGAACGUGAUACCACUUUACCGAUGCAUAUUUUCUGAUCAUCUGACGCCGGUUCUUGCGUACCGGUGCUUGGUGAAGGAAGACGAGAGGGAUGCUCCAAGCUUUCUCUUUGAGUCUGUGGAGCCUGGCCUCAGUGUUUCAAACAUUGGGAGGUACAGUGUGGUGGGAGCUCAGCCAUGUAUGGAGAUUGUGGCCAAAGAGAACAUGGUUACAAUCAUGGACCACCAGGAAGGAAGCCGGACAGAGGAAAUCGUCAAGGACCCUAUGGUCAUUCCUCGCCGAAUCAUGGAGAAGUGGACACCCCAACUCAUCGAUGAACUUCCAGAAGCAUUUUGUGGUGGUUGGGUGGGUUAUUUCUCUUAUGAUACAAUGCGCUAUGUAGAAAAGAAGAAACUACCCUUUUCUUCUGCCCCGAUGGAUGACAGAGGCCUCCCUGAUGUUCAUCUGGGCCUUUAUGAUAAUGUUAUUGUGUUUGAUCAUGUUGAGAAGAAAGCAUACGUGAUUCAUUGGGUUCGGUUGGACCGAUAUUCUUCUGCUGAGGAAGCCCUCAAUGGUGGAAUGGAGCGACUGGAAACUCUAGUAUCUAGGGUGCAUGACAUAAUUACCCCAAGGCUGCCUGCAGGUUCAAUAAAGCUACACACUCGUCUCUUUGGUCCCAAACUGGAGAUGUCAAACAUGACAAGCGAGGAAUACAAGCAAGCAGUUUUGCAGGCUAAAGAGCACAUACUGGCUGGUGAUAUUUUUCAAAUUGUACUGAGUCAACGAUUUGAACGGCGAACCUUUGCCGACCCAUUUGAAGUCUACAGAGCACUGAGGAUUGUUAAUCCUAGUCCAUAUAUGACUUAUUUACAGGCCAGAGGAAGUAUUUUGGUAGCUUCAAGUCCAGAAAUUCUUACACGAGUAAAGAAGAAAAAAGUUACCAAUCGUCCCCUUGCUGGGACUGUUAGAAGGGGGAAAACACCAAAAGAAGAUAUGAUGUUGGAGAAGGAACUUCUGAAUGAUGAAAAGCAAUGUGCAGAGCACGUAAUGCUAGUUGAUUUGGGGAGAAAUGAUGUUGGAAAGGUCUCAAAACCUGGUUCAGUUCAAGUUGAAAAGCUCAUGAAUAUUGAGCGUUAUUCCCAUGUCAUGCACAUUAGCUCAACGGUCACUGGGGAGUUGCUAGAUGAUUUAACAUGCUGGGAUGCAUUGCGUGCCGCUCUACCUGUUGGUACAGUUAGCGGAGCACCAAAGGUGAAAGCCAUGGAGUUGAUUGAUCAGUUGGAAGUAAGAAGACGAGGGCCAUAUAGCGGGGGGUUUGGAGGCAUAUCUUUUGCCGGUGAUAUGGAUAUUGCCCUUGCUCUAAGGACCAUAGUUUUCCCUACCAACACCCGUUUUGACACAAUGUACUCGUACAAGGAUGUCAACAAACGCAGAGAAUGGAUUGCCCAUCUUCAGGCAGGAGCAGGAAUUGUGGCCGACAGCGAUCCGGCGGAUGAGCAAAGGGAGUGCGAGAACAAAGCUGCUGCCCUUGCCCGUGCCAUUGAUCUUGCAGAAUCUUCUUUUGUAGACAAAGAAUAGUUUUAUCCAGGAAUUGACAAUGUGGGAGCAAACGAUGGGAUUCCAUCAUUGAAGAAUCGUAUUUUGUUAUCUUGUCUUGGAAUGUAGACGAAAGUGGAAAAAUGUAAGUCUUAAGGUAUUUGAGAGUA
This is a messenger RNA of Arachis duranensis, 1974 nucleotides long. RefSeq names its product anthranilate synthase alpha subunit 2, chloroplastic. Gene Ontology annotation, molecular function: anthranilate synthase activity. Lineage: Eukaryota; Viridiplantae; Streptophyta; Magnoliopsida; Fabales; Fabaceae. The transcript has 11 exons. Gene Ontology annotation, biological process: L-tryptophan biosynthetic process. The coding region runs from base 110 to 1846 and encodes 578 amino acids. The record is from RefSeq and is a predicted model, not a curated record.